GAGAGAGAGAGAAUCUCGAUCAUAUAUUUUCUGCCCCUUAAAACGACAUCGUUUGAUAUUCAAUCGGCUCAAUCUCAGCCUUCUUCCCCAGAAAUUAGAGAUCACACACCACCAUCUUACUCAUCAAGAUGGAUUCACGAAGUUGCUGUUUCGCUUUCUCUCUCUUAAUCAUCUCUUCACUUCUCUCCCUGCACGCUCAGGCUGAUGGCAGUGGAUCAGUGUUCUUCCUUGAUAGUCCAUCGCAUCGAUAUAUUCGCUCUCAUUCGUCCUGUAAGACAGACCUGAUGUCGCUUAUGGAUGUUGGUGCUGCUAUGUCAGUUUUGCUAGGUUUUGCACCUUCACCAUUUCUCUCAGCAGACAGCUCAUCUAAGCUAAAUGAGGUGCUCAUGCCUAAUCCAUUUGAUAGACCUCGUGCUGUAUUUCUGCUUGAGGUUAAAGGAGCUGAAGGAUAUGCCGCAGCUUCUGGUAAUGAUUUAUUCAGUAAUGCAUUGAAAAGCAGGGUAAUGUGUGAAAAAAAUGAACUUGACAUUCAUCUUCCAGAUCAGGAUGACUUGUCUGUCGUCUCAUUAGAAGAACUCUCGACUUCUAGUUCAGAUACAGGUUUCAGCGACAAGGAGCUAAAUGAUUUCGCUUCAUGGUUGGGAGGAUCAUAUGUUGCUAGCUCUGUAAAAUCAUUUAGUGGCCAGUUGACUAUCCCCUUGAAGAAUGGAGAUCAACUGAAGCUUGAUAUGUUAGAGAAAGUGAACAGAGAGUUCAUUGAAAGUCUUCUAUCUCUUAUUCGUAAUAUUCAAAGGGCAAUUGAGUUGCAUCAAGAUUUGUCCGGAGAUACUCAUAACCCAGCUGAAUUAAUAACAGGAAGUUUCAAUGGAAUUGAGAUUUUGCAAGAGCAAUAUGGAAUAGAUGGUGUUGCUCAACAAGCAAUGGAGUUAGUUGCUACUGCAGUGUCCAAGAUAUUUGACUCCUUGCAGACAGCACACAAAGGUCAAAUUGUUGGAGUCAUUAUCUUCAAGAAUUCACCUUCUUCUGAAGAAGAUUCGAUAUUCAAUGUGAAGUUCACUUCACAUCCAGCAGCACGUUUACUAGAAGAGAAAAGCAGCGGACCGGGUACACUAAUAAUUGCAGAAGUGCUGCUGGUCAGACGAACCCUUGCAUGGCUAACUGGAAUCAUUCUUCUAAUUUCCACUCUCUUAGGGACUUACUUUCUUUUGUAUAUGCCAAUUACAAGAGAUACACUUCUCUAUUCCAAUGUGAAGCUUGAUUGAGGGGUAGCUGGAGCUGUGCAUCAGGAGGCUCAAUCAACCAGUAGAGGUCCGGGUUGUAAUUAUCGUUCAUGCUAUUAUAUCUUUAUAUCUUUAUUUUACAAACCAGUUAUCCCGCUUGAGCUCCUUGGUACUAUGGGAACCUGUUUCUGGUUCUACCGCGGUCAUCAUUGUUUAUCAAGUUCUAGCAUUUUUGCCUCGAGGGUUUUUAUAGUUAAAUGGGCUAGGGACUUCGUCACAGGUAAAGAAUGUGUACAAUGUCUAAUAAGGUGGCAAAAACGAAACGGAAGAAUGGUUGAUAGUAUGAACUUGUUAAGAAAUUUUAAAUAAUUUGUACCUCAGGGCACUGUAAUUCAUAUGUUUUCUGUUAUAUAUUUGAGCAAGCAACUCUUUUGUGCAC
This is a messenger RNA of Daucus carota subsp. sativus, 1659 nucleotides long. RefSeq lists its product as uncharacterized. The record is from RefSeq and is a predicted model, not a curated record. Gene Ontology annotation, cellular component: endomembrane system. The coding region runs from base 129 to 1262 and encodes 377 amino acids. The transcript is spliced from 11 exons. Lineage: Eukaryota; Viridiplantae; Streptophyta; Magnoliopsida; Apiales; Apiaceae.